UGAAUAUCAUGCGCGCUAGGCCCGUUGCGAGCCAAGCGCAGUCACUCGCGGUAUCCAAACAAUGUUUUCAUUUCCCUUUGGCAAUGUCCUAGCAAUAUAAAUAACACAAAUGGUUGAAAGAACUAAGCAAUGUAAGAUAUCACACGAAAUGAUGAUUCGACUAAACAAUUUUUUGUAUGUUUUCAAUUUACGCCAAGGCACAAUUUUAAUUGCCGUCCAUCAGAUCGCAAUGUCAUCUUUUGUUCUCAUAAUAUUAUUAGUUGGCAUAUCUCAUGUGGGUGAAAUGCUAUCGAUGCUGCAUGCUGACAUGGAAGACGACGCUGAAAGCCGCGGAUUCUUCGAAGUGUCAUACGGGCAACAGCUCGUGUUCCACGAGGGAGACGUGAUCAGCACUAACAAUCAACGGAGAUUUGCAAAGGCACAACAUCUUGCGUCGGUGACCGUGAUAUUUCUGUACACGAGCACGAUCCUGACGUCAAUUUACCUGAUGUGCUGCAUCUCCUUGCUGCAUGGCGCCGUGAAGUACAAGCGGGAGUAUGUACUGCCGUGGAUCAUGGCGGCGUGUGUUGGUGUGGUCCUGCUGCUGGUGGCUAUCGUUGUUGGUGACGGAUACCCGUGCAUCGUGAGCCUCUUCGGCGGGCAUAAGCUUUAUCACUUAUUCUGCGCUCUAUUCGUGCUGACCUUCAUCUACGCUAUUUGCGCGGUCAGCAGCUUCGCGCUAGAGACAGGCGGCGGACGGUGCCGGCGUACGCGCAGCGACGAGCGUGGCGAGCGCUUGCUACUGCUGGACCACGCAGCGCAUUCCAGCCUACUGUCUGCGGCGCAGCUCACCAAGCUCUCACACGGCACUAGGACGCACUUCGUCUGAACGCUACGCUAUGCUUCAUGGUCAAGGCGAAGCCGUCGACAGCGCCCCCUAUAACUGUUCCAAUGAGGUCUUUUGGAAAAGAUGUUGGUGUGGACAAGGCAGUGCCUCAUGUAUACGUAAUGCGUUACACACAAUUUCUGCUUCGAUCUUGAUUAAGCCAAAUCUUAAGGGGCCGGUUGCGGGUACGGUCACGUGACUUUAAUUUACAGUACAGUUAGAGUAGCUUUACUUUUUUUUUGAGGAAUGGAUUUUUAUAAUUUUAUAGGUAAGCCUACUAUUCCACGAGCGCUUAUUUUAAAACUUUAUAAGAUGUAAAGUAAAAUAACACCACCUGCCGCAAAGGGGAUGCAGCUGUUGAUAACUUCGCGCACUUGACCAACGUUUUUGUUCACAUUUUUGUACACAGUACGCUACUCGAUCGCCUUAACUUCAAACUACACGUUCAACGCUGUCGCUAGGUCAUAGUUAAGCUUAGUCAGACCCAAAACCUCAUCGUCCUGAAAGCUAACCGCCUUUAUUCAUCUAUUCAUUGAACAAAUUGAAAACUUAUGAAGCUGUUUACUUAUUUUUACAAAUUUAAAAGGGCUAAUUCGUGAUUUAUAACCAUUUUCCGUCCGGUUAGUAUCAGCGUGAAGGAAAAACAGAUAGCUGCUGGUAACGAUUGUAUUAUACCUACACUAAUGCAACAUAAUAAUUCUCCUGGAGAUAUGUAUUUGCAAUGCAAUAACUGAACCGAGAUUUCAUAAUAAUUAUACAAUAUAGAAACGGCCUCUGAAGACAUGUACAUAAAUUAAAGUUUUGAUUUAGAACAAGAGUCAAUUAUCUAAAUACUUGCGUACAUCAAUCAAAGUAAGUUUUUGUUAAAUAAUAAAACAAUGGAUAGUUUCAUUUCACAAUCUUUUGUCUUUCUGUGCUAUUUUAGAAUGAAGUCGUAAUUAAGAACUUGACACGCAAUUUAAUUGUCAUUUGUCAGAAUUUAUAAUUAAUUAGAAUUUAAUUACUUUAAUAAUUUAUUAUGGUUAUUUAACAUUUCAGCCAAAAAAGUGUUACAAUGCUAGAGCUAUUUUAUGCAUUGGAUUUAUUCUUAUUUGCUUCAUGUUGAUGCUAUAAUGGUUGUAUAAAUAUUGCACAAUCUGGACAAAACAUUUGACUGUGCAUGAUCAUUUAAUUACUUAAUCUAUGAUUUAAUAAAAUAUAUCAAGGAAAGCAAAUACUCAUUAGGUUUCAGCAAGCUUAGGCUAUUAGCAGAUUGAAUCAUCAACACGAAAAUCAGUAUUUUUGACAUUGUUUAUGUAAAAAGUAGGUAAAAGCUAGUUUACAGGAGUACUGUAGUUUUAUCUUUAUGCUUUCUCAUAAUAAUAAUUGUCAAAUUAAGAAAGGAAAAGUAUUAUUUAAAACGCAAUUUUGGGAAAAUGUGAACAUAUUUGUUGUGAUAUUAUUGUUUAAUGUGACUCUAAAGAGACAUACAUGUUAUGCCAAAUAUGUAUAUUUUAUUGUAAUCAUUAAAGUACAAAU
This is a messenger RNA of Ostrinia nubilalis (European corn borer), 2383 nucleotides long. RefSeq lists its product as uncharacterized. NCBI's taxonomy places the organism in Eukaryota, Metazoa, Arthropoda, Insecta, Lepidoptera, Crambidae. Bases 110 to 868 code for a protein of 252 amino acids. The transcript is spliced from 4 exons. The record is from RefSeq and is a predicted model, not a curated record.